Messenger RNA from Chironomus riparius, 1787 nucleotides. Lineage: Eukaryota; Metazoa; Arthropoda; Insecta; Diptera; Chironomidae. The record is from the annotation of a GenBank genome assembly.
CUGUUUUCGAGUUUAUCUCAAGUGAAUAAUACAAAAAUUUAAAAAUGUGGAAUUGCUUUAUAAUUGUUCUCAGUUUGUUCUGCAUCACUGCUCAUUCUCAAACUGAAGACAAAUCUGUUAUCAUCAUUGGAUCUGGUUUAAGUGGAUAUGCAGCAGCCAGAAGAUUAAUUGAAAAUGGCUUUACUGACAUUAAAAUAUUGGAAGCUCUUGAUCGUACUGGCGGUAGAAUUUAUUCAGUUCCAUUUAGUGACGGAUUUGUUGACUUAGGAGCUCAAUGGUGCCAUGGACAAACCGGAAAUAUCAUUUAUGAAAUGACAUCUCCUCAUUUCGCAUUUGGGUCGACACCAUUUGAAACUGUUGAUCCAUACUUUAGAUUUUCUGAUGGAAGCUUGCCUGAACAAGACAUUUAUGUUAAACUUUAUGGUGAAGGAUAUAAAAUUAUUCAUUCAAUUGACAGAGUUACAACACCAAAUGUACCAUUCGGAGAUCUGUUUAUGCAAAAAUUUAAUGCUGUUCUUGCUACAACGACUUACCAAAAUAUUAAUCCAGAAGUUGUAAAGUAUGUAAAAGCUGAAUUAGUUAAGAACGUUAUGGGAUUCUUUGGUGCCAACUCAUGGAACGAUAUAUCUCCAAAAGUCAACAAUGAGGAAGAAAAGGCUGGUGGAGAUCAGCAUUGCACAUGGAAAAAGCAAGGAUUCCAAACUUUCAUCAAUUAUCUUACAAAAAAAUCACCAAAUCCAUCCGAAAAUUUGAACAUUGACGCUAAAGUCAUUCUCAACAAGAAAGUAACCAACAUCCAAUACAAUAAAGAUGAUGCAGCUGGCCAAGUCACAGUCAAUUGUGCUGAUGGAACUUCAUACACUGCAACCCAUGUCAUCGUCACUCCAAGUCUUGGAUACUUGAAAGCACAUUACAAGACUCUUUUCACCCCAGCACUGAGUGGACCAAAGGCUGUCGAAAUUGAAAGUAGAGGAGUUGGAAAUUUGGGGAAAUUCUUCAUGAAAUUUGCUACACCUUUCUGGGUUUUGGAUAAUGAACCUUUUUUGGGAAUUGAAGGAAUGUGGUUAGAUGCAGAUAAGCAAGCAGCUAUUGCAGACGGAAGAGAAUGGUUAUUAGGAAUCGUUGCAGUUUACGGUGUUGAAUCGUUUCCUGACUUGCUUGAAGUCUUCCUCGCUGGAGAUUAUGUUGGAACAUUUGAAAAUACAGACACUGAGAAGGUCAUUGCUGAUAUCACAUGGUGGCUUGAGAAAUUUGCUCCAUACAUGAAACCAGUUCCCAGACCAUUAGCUGUUGCUAGAACUAAAUGGAUGACUCAUGAAUUCUUCUUGGGAUCUUAUUCCUACCCAUCAAUGGCUGAAGAACAGAACAAUGUCAGAACAUCUGAUCUUGCUGCUCCAAUCAUCAAUAUUGAUGAAAAACCAAUUUUGCUGUUCGCUGGAGAAGCAACGGAUUCAAAAUUUCCAAGUAUGGCACAUGGUGCUGUCAACAGUGGCUUCAGAGCUGCAACUGAAAUCAUUGAAUAUUAUCAAGCUUAAAAAUUUAAAAUUUUGUAGUUUCGCAAACUUAAUUUAAAUUAAUAUUCAAAUCUCUUUCAGUGAUUAAAAUAUUAAAAAUGUGUGGAACAUUAACUUUACAAUGAACUUCUUACUGUAAAUCAGUCGUUAAAAUUUAUUAGUGAUUAUAUUGAUUUCUGCUUAAUUUGCGAUUCCAUUGAUCUGUAUCACAAUAAAAACUUAAUGUUCGCAAUAAAAAAAUGUAUCAUUAAUUAAUGAGCUUUUCAGUUAAAG